Entelurus aequoreus (snake pipefish) is the source of this 2664-nucleotide messenger RNA. It is a transcript of the gene eva1ba, whose product is annotated as eva-1 homolog Ba (C. elegans). NCBI's taxonomy places the organism in Eukaryota, Metazoa, Chordata, Actinopteri, Syngnathiformes, Syngnathidae. The record is from RefSeq and is a predicted model, not a curated record. The transcript has 10 exons. The coding region runs from base 1474 to 1983 and encodes 169 amino acids.
UAGUCUGUCGAACAACACAUCCAACUGGAUGACUAUUGACUAAAGACAAAUGAGAUUGUCCAAAUAUGCAGCUGGAGUUUCAAAGGUUGCGUUUUUGUUGUUGUAGCAAUAAUAGGACGAAUCUCUGGCCACUGCGGUAAAUAGGCGCCAAAACCCGACCGCACUUCCGGGUUCUCUAACGCCAGAAUGUCCCUCUAUAACUCAUGUUUUUUUAUUUAUUAUUUAAAUGAAAAUAUAGACACAACUACCGUUGGAACGUAACACCACGUUACAACACGAUGUGAAAGAAAAUAAAAGUAAGUUGUUUUUUUAAAGUUAACAGCGUGUACAUGAAGCUAGCACGGAGGAGAAAAUGGCGGAAGAAGACGUCGCCUUCUUGUUGGGGAGGUAACCAAGAAGACACCAACUGAAGAUACUCACGACGCCCAUGGAGAUAAGGUACCAGCCUCACUACUCAUCAAUCAUGAGCAAGAGAAGGAAAUCCAAAAUAGGAUGAAUGUUGCCCGCUAACUCUGAACAUCUGGCAGUCUUGUUGGGAGGAGGGCGACCUUGUCAAUGGGAGCUCUUGUCUGGCGUGUCAACUCCAGCAGAACAGCACCUCGCAAGAAGAUGAACUACUGCUUCUAGAAGCGAGCACAAAGAGACCCAAAAGAUGAACUACUGCUUCUAGAAGCGAGCACAAAGAGAGUGAAACAUUGGAGCAGACGGAAGCCGAGAGAGUGAGGUGAAAGCCACUUAAAGUUGCAAAUGUGGAAUUUGGAGACUAGCUAUUUCGACAUAAAUGGCAUGCCUGCCCAAAGUCAACAGGAAUCGUCCCGGGCCAGCUGGACCGGUCGAACAACUGUCCAUAGAGCAACGAAGACGACUAUUUUUGAACAAAUGAGGAUUCACAACCUCAUACUUUUGAAGCUGAAUAUACAGAAGAUGAACUACUGCUUCUGGAAGCGAGCACGAAGAAGAGAGUGAAACAUUGGAGCAGACGGAAGCCGAUAGAGUGAGAUGAAAGUCACUCAAAGUUGCAAAUGUGGAAUUUGGAGACGAGCUAUUUCGACAUAAAUGGCAUGCCUGCCCAAAGUCUACAGGAAUCGUCCCGGGCCAGCUGGACCGGUCGAACAACUGUCCAUCGAGGUUCCAAUCCAAUCCAGAAGAGCAAGGGUGGGGGUGCGGGGCAGGAUCCCGCCGCUCCAGCUGCAGCAGUGGAAUGUCAAUCCCUCCAAGAUUUUGGAGGAAAGAUGUUUUUGCAGCCUGCCCGAGGCGCUCUGUGUGGAGCGAAGCGUUUGACUUGGACAUGAUUUGUUGUCACUACACACUGGGGGGCCACAUGAACUGUUUAUCCUGAGGACCAAAGAUCGCUCUAAUCCAGAGAGGGACAAAGACAGAGCCCGAUUGUUUCACAUCUAUUCUCCGCACCAUGAGCUGGGACUGAAGACCGGCGUCUCAGUUGAAAGCGCUUUGAAGAAAGCAAACGCCACCAUGGAUGUGAGGAAGAAAGAAAUGGACCUCCUGAGCAACAGCAUAGCUGCUUAUGCACACAUUAAAGCAAACCCGGAGACUUUCGGCCUUUACUUCGUGCUGGGCGUGUGUUUCGGCCUGGUGUUGACCCUCUGCCUGCUGGUCAUCCGCAUCUCCUGCAAGCCACGCGCCAAGCAGGCCUCGUCCGCCGCCGCGCCCGAGAAGAAACCGCCGAAGGACGUCGUCGUCGUCGUCGGCGAGGAGGAGGAGGAGAGCGAGGAGGACGAGGACGAGGAGAGGUCUCGGGACGCGGAAGCGCCCACCCCGCUGCUCGCCACCGAGAUCCCCGUCUGCAACCACAGCAGCAACCACUCGGACGGCACGCUGAACGUCUUCACUUCGGCCGACGAGCUGGAGAGGGCGCAGCGGCUGGAGGAGCGGGAGAGGAUCAUACGGGAGAUCUGGAGGAACGGACAGCCGGACAUCCUGGGGUCGGGGACGGGGACCAUCGGAAGGGUGCAUUACUACUAAGUCACAUGACACUUUGAAGGCCUGUGACCUUGCACUUGCUACACUUCUAUACUGACCAUAACAACCAAGUCCUGUCUUCAAAGACUGGAGAGUGACUGGAGCUGAUGACACUUGAAGUUUUGGCUAUGGCGCUUAUUGUGUUAUGCUUGUGGUGAGUACAACAUGGAAGCAUUCAUAUGGAGAAUGUAUAGACCAGGGGUGGCCAUUACGUGGAUGGCGGCGGGUGUGUCAGUCCAUCGCCAGCCAGGCAUUACAAAAAUAGACCUAAAAAUUAGUAUUCAUCAAUCUUCACCAAGAUGUCACUUUCGUGACUUGAUUGACAUUCACAGCACCCGAUGGUCUUGUGAGAUGAUGCUGGCUGCUGCCAGAUCACUAUUAAGAAAAAACGACCGACAGAAAGGCGAGAAACACUUUUUAUUUCAACAGACUCUCACGCGCCGUACCUGCCGUCAAAACUCUCUAAAGACCGACUGCACAGUUCCUGUCUUCACAAUAAAAGCGCUGUUUCAACCUGCCUGCGCCGACAAAAUAAGAGUCUCAGAAAGCUAGCGCACUCAAGCUAGCAAGCUACGGCAUCAAUCAAUCAAUCAAUCAAUGUUUAUUCAUAUAGCCCUAAAUCACAAAUGUCUCAAAGGGCUGCACAAGCCUCAGCGACAUCCUCGGCUCAGAUCCCACAUCAGG